Molecule: messenger RNA, 2155 nt
Organism: Gadus chalcogrammus (walleye pollock)
Lineage: Eukaryota; Metazoa; Chordata; Actinopteri; Gadiformes; Gadidae
Product: alpha-1-macroglobulin-like
Exons: 17
Coding region: 23-2155 (710 amino acids)
Molecular function (GO): endopeptidase inhibitor activity
Source: RefSeq, a predicted model, not a curated record
UGUAAGGAUAGCCCAGUCAGCCAUGGAGCCAGCUGCUUUACAGAUGUGGAGAUGGCUAGCGUUUGCUUGCUUCAGCUGGACAUGUUUGGGCCAGGUUGCUUCAGUACCGUACUACAUAGUGACCAUCCCAGCAGUACUGGAGGCCGGGGCUGGAAGCAGGUUCUGCCUGAGUCUGCUCAGGCCAAAUGAGACGCUGCAGAUGACUGUCACUCUGAUGUCCGAGGACGAGAACAUUACGCUGUUUCAGCAAACCUCCGAUAAACAGUUUCGCCAAUGCAUUCUUUUCAAGGUUCCAAAAGUGCAGAAUUCUGUACAGGAAUUGGAGGUUAUUCUUCAAGGCCAAGACUUUGUAAUGAAAGAAGUGAGGAAAGUGAUGAUCAAAUCUUACAACCCACAGACGUUCAUCCAAACGGAUAAACCCAUCUACCUCCCAGGACAAACUGUACAUUUCAGAGUGAUAACCCUUGACAGCAAACUCAGAUCAGUCAACAAGCUGUACAAGGACAUUUUAAUCAAGUAUGGCACAAACCGGAUUGGACAGUGGUUGAAUCAGGCACCGAACGGAACAUUACUGCAGCUUUCUUACAAAUUGAACUCUGAGGCACCUGUUGGAACAUACCGGAUUGAGUUGUGGAAUGUGGACGACGAAGUCCAAUUUUCACAAAGCUUUGAGGUGGAGAAAUAUGUUCUGCCAAAGUUUGACGUGAAGGUGAUGGCGCCUAAAGAAAUGAGUGUUGCUCAAGAGGACAUAACAGCAGAAGUGUGCUCAACCUACACAUACAAACAACCUGUGCCAGGCACCGCUUCGAUGCAUAUCUGCCGACCUCUGGAUCAUUAUGUCAUGAUUCCAGUGAGGUUAUCGCCCAACCACCCAGAGGGAGAACCUGAGUUUGUUGUCCCUUGCCACAAAGAGACUAAAACAGGUAGGCUUGACAAGACUGGCUGUGCAACAUUUAACUUCAACAUGGCACUUUUUACACGUGUAGAAAAGUUGGUAAGGACUGAACUUUCUGUCACCGCGGAAGUGGAAGAGGAAGGGACAGGACUCAAUUACUUGGGGAGUGAAACAAUUCAACUUUCUUACGUGAUUGGAAAACUUUCAUUUGUUGAUACGCCCGAGGUUUAUAAGAAAGGAUCGGUUGUGGAAGGCAAGGUGAAGGCAGUAUACUUCAACAACACGCCCAUCCCAGACAUGUUGCUCCAUCUGUUUGAGGGUGAGAGGUGGUCAGAGAAAAUGCUAAGUCAAAACCUCACCACAGAUAGUGAUGGUAUUGCCAGUUUUUUAUUUGACACAUCCAGAUAUCCAGCCGACUUCCAAUUUACAGUGUCUGCGCUGCCCAUAUACCAAGAGUACCAAGGGUACAGAACUCCUCACUACGAAGACGGCGAACACACCUUCAUGCUGUUCAGGCUCAAAACAAAGGACACUCCAACCAUCAGCUCCCUGGAGGUGAAGAAGAGGGAGACCAAGCUUGUCUGCAACGUGGAGGAACUCAUCAAUGUCCGCUUCGCUUUUGUUGGGGAGGCCCCGGGCCCCGUGGAUAUAAUGUAUCUGAUCUUGGCCCGAGGAGCCAUAUCCAGACAAGGACUCAUGAAGGUUGAAGUUCUGGAUGAACCUGUGACCAAGGGGGAAGUCUCCAUCAAGUUGGAAGUGUCUCCCGACAUGGCGCCAUUGGUCCAGGUGGUUGUGUACGCUGGCCUUCCCAGUGAGAACGUCAUUGCCCACAAAGCUGAUUUCGACACAGAGAAAUGCUUCGCUACCAAGGUCUCGCUGGAGUUUUCUCCCAGUACAGCCGUCCCAGGCGAAGAGAACAGACUGCAGCUGAGAGCCAACCCAGGCUCCCUGUGUGGCAUCACUGCGGUGGAUCAGAGUGUCCUUAUCAAGGAGCCCGGGAAGAAGCUGACUGCUGACAAGAUUUUUAACUUGUUGCCAGUCCAGAGAGCAAGCAUGUAUCCAUAUGAAGUCAAUGAUCCUGAGGCUUGUUUGAGGGUGAGAUCCAAAAGAUCUAUCCUGCCAUACCCAGUCCAUGAUGACAGCAACGCGUAUUCAGUAUUUGAGGGAGUGGGGCUGAAGAUGUUGACAAAUUUGGUUCUCAAAUCACCUUCCUGUGUCACGUACAAUGGUGUAAACUACUACCAUCACACGCAUGGGUGA